This is a messenger RNA of Leopardus geoffroyi (Geoffroy's cat), 3577 nucleotides long. Its product is annotated as protein eyes shut homolog. The transcript is spliced from 13 exons. Gene Ontology annotation, molecular function: calcium ion binding. The record is from RefSeq and is a predicted model, not a curated record. The coding region runs from base 160 to 3225 and encodes 1021 amino acids. Lineage: Eukaryota; Metazoa; Chordata; Mammalia; Carnivora; Felidae.
CUCAGGACCUUGGAAGAGAUCAGUGCAAGUGAGGGGCCUAAAGCUUAAGCUUCAUUAGCUUCGUGAUAAAUCCACCUCAGGUCAUGGCUAUUAAUAAAUUACUGUUGGAUGACAGAAGGACUAGGAGAGAAAGAGGAAUAAGGAAGAGCAUAUCUUCUUAUGAUACCAUUUUGUAUUCCAUGUGGAAAAUAUAGGGUAGAGUCAUAUGGUGCAGGUUUACUUUUUCCAUCUUUCAGUGGGAAUUCCUAUCUAGAAUUACCUUUUUUUAUAACCCUGGAUGAGUUCACAUGUGUUCCAGGGAAAGAACAUAACAGAACUGUUACCAUCUACUUGACGAUAAAAACAAACACUUUGAAUGGAACUAUUCUCUACAGUAGUGAGAAAAAUACCGGACAACAGUUUCUUCAUUUAUUUCUCAUGGAUGGAAGGCCCACAGUUAAAUAUGGAUGUGGAAGUUCUCACAAUAUCUUGACUCUUUCUGCUAAUUAUAGCAUUAACACAAAUGCAUUCAUCCCUAUCACAAUACGCUACACAAUCCCUGUGGGCAACUCUCAGAGUGUGUGUAUGAUUGAAGUGACUGCAGAUGGAAAACCUCCAAUACUGAAGAAAGACACAGAGAUAUCCCAUGUGUCUCAGGUGCAUUUUGAAUCAAUGUACCUUGGCCAUAUCCCAGAAGAUGUUAAGAUCCAUAAGAAUGCAGGUCACAUUUACGGGUUCAAUGGCUGCAUUCAAGAGCUUCAAGUAAACAACAAAGAAUUCUUCAUCAUUGAUGAAGCACUACGUGGAAAGAACAUUGAGAACUGCCAUGUCCCAUGGUGUGCUCGUCAUCUAUGCCACAACAAUGGCACCUGCAUCAGUGACAGUGAAAACUGGUUUUGUGAGUGUCCAAGGCUGUACUCAGGCAGGAUGUGCCAGUUUGCAACCUGUGAAAACAGUCCAUGUGGAAACGGUGCCACCUGUGUUCCUAAAUCCAGGAUAGAUUCCCUCUGCCUCUGCCCUUAUGGGAGGUCUGGGCUCCUCUGCACGGAAGCUGUUAAUAUUACUCAGCCCAGGUUCAGUGGCACAGAUGCCUUUGGAUACACUUCAUUCCUGGCUUAUUCACGGAUCCCAGACAUCGGCUUCGAUUAUGAAUUCCACUUGAAGUUUCAGCUGGCAAAUAAUCACUCAGCACUGCAAAAUAACUUAAUAUUUUUCACUGGACAGAAGGGCCAUGGGUUGGACAGCGAUGACUUCCUGGCCGUGGGUCUGCGUGAGGGCAGUGUGGUUUACACCUACAACCUGGGAGCGGGCACAGCAAGUAUCAGCAGUGAUCCCCUCGAUCUGAGCCUUGGCAUCCACACAGUCCGUCUGGGGAGGUUCUUCCAGAUGGGCUGGCUGAAGGUAGAUGAUCAUAAAAAUAAGUCCAUUGUCUCCCCAGGAAGACUGGUUGGUCUCAAUGUCGUCAGUCAGUUUUAUGUAGGUGGCUACAGUGAAUAUAUACCAGAUCUCUUACCCCAUGGAGCCGAUUUUAAAAAUGGCUUUCAAGGUUGCAUUUUCACUAUUCAAGUUCGCACUGAGAAGAAUGGCCACUUCAGAAGCCUGGGAAAUCCUGAGGGCCACCCAGAUGCUGGGCGCAGCAUUAGCCAGUGUGACGUUUCUCCUUGCAGUUUAAUGAAAUGCAGCAAUGGUGGGACAUGUGUGGAGAGUGCAUCCACUGUCCACUGUGACUGCCUCCCUGGGUGGAAAGGAGAACUCUGCACGGAGACAGUUUCCACCUGUGACCCUGAACAUGACCCUCCACACCACUGUAGCAAAGGAGCAACUUGUGUUUCAUUGCCUCAUGGGUAUACCUGUUCCUGUCCUCUGGGAACCACUGGAAUCCACUGUGAACAAGCUUUAUCUAUAAGUGAUCCAUCUUUCAGAAGCCAUGAAUUAUCCUGGAUGUCUUUUGCUUCCUUCCGUAUUCAGAAAAAGACACAUAUUCAGUUGCAGUUUCAGCCUCUUUCUGCAGAUGGCAUCUUAUUUUAUGUUGCACAGCACUUAAAAGCACAAUCAGGUGAUUUUUUAUGUAUCUCCUUAGUAAAUGGUUCUGUUCAACUUCGCUACAACCUUGGUGACAGAACUAUCAUUCUAGAAACUCUCCAAAAAGUGACUAUUAAUGGAAGUAUUUGGCAUGUGAUUAAAGCAGGAAGAGUUGGUGCGGAAGGCUACCUGGAUCUGGAUGGGAUAAAUAUAACAGAAAAAGCCAAUGCAAAAAUGAGCUCCCUAGACACAAAUACUGACUUCUAUGUUGGAGGAAUGCCAUCUUUAAAUCUUGUAAAUCCUAUGUCAAUAGCAAAUGAACCUGCAGGUUUUCAGGGCUGUGUCCGAGAAGUUAUUAUAAAUAAUCAAGAGUUAAAAUUAACUGAAUUAGGAGCAAAAAGCGGAGCAAAUGUAGGUGACUGUGAUGGGACCCCCUGUGGGUACAAGGUGUGCAGAAAUAGGGGUGAAUGUAUAGUAAAUGGCACAACUUUUUCUUGCAAAUGUUUGCCACAUUGGACUGGAAAUACAUGUAACCAGUCUGUGCACUGUUCAAAUAAUCUUUGUCUCCACCAAUCUCUAUGUAUACCCGACCAAUCAUUUUCUUACAAUUGUUUCUGUGCUUUGGGUUGGGUGGGAAAGUAUUGUGAAAACAAAACUUCAUUUUCAACUGCAAAAUUUAUGGGUAAUUCUUAUAUUAAAUACAUUGAUCCAGAUUACAGAAUGAGAAACCUUCAGUUCACUACUAUAUCCUUAAAUUUCAGUACUACUGAAACAGAAGGCUUAAUUGUAUGGAUAGGAAAAGCUCAAAAGGAAGAAAAUGAUUUUCUGGCAAUUGGUCUCCAUAAUCAGUCCUUGAAAAUAGCAGUUAACUUAGGAAAAAGCGUAUCUGUGCCUAUGAUCUAUAGCAAUGGCACAUUCUUUUGUAAUAAAUGGCACCAUGUAAGUGUAAUUCAAAAUCAGACUAUUAUUAAGGCCUACCUAGAUAACAACCUAAUUCUCUCAGAGGAUAUUGAUCCACACAAAAAAUUUGUUGAUUUAAACUAUGAUGGCAUUAGUUAUCUAGGGGGCUUUGAAUAUGGCCGAAAGGUAAAUACUGUUACUCAAGAGAUUUUUAAAAGAGAUUUUGUUGGCAAAAUUAAAGAUGUAUUUUUUCAGGACUCAAAAAAAAUUGAGUUAAUUAAAUCAGAAGGAUAUAAUGUUUUUAAUGGAGAUGAACAAAAUUAAUGACAUAAAUACUGGUAAUUUUGAUAUACAAAAUAUAUAUGUAAAUGUAUUUUGAUAGCUAUUUGUGGCACAUUGUUUACUAGAAAUCAGCUAUUUACUAUUAACUGAAAUAGUCUAAAUGCUAACAUACCUUAUUUAUAAGCUUAUAAAAUACAGCUAAAGAAGUGAUUUUGGUUGGUUUUCCUACAUCCAAUAUCUAUAAACAUGUUGAUUCGAAAGUUUUCACUCCAUUAGUUCAUGUAGUAUUUAUUCAUCUGUGAAUUGGUUUUAAAUUAUACAAAGAAAAAUAAAAAGCAAAUUAUUAACCAAAGGAAAAAUAAAAAUUAUAUAAGAAAAAAACUACACAAUCAUA